GUAUCACAAUCACUUCAUUCGUCUAAUAAGAACACAGCAGCGGCCUGACCGUAGCUAGCACAACACUAAACACCUAAAAUGGCAUUCAAAUUCGCCGUCUUCGCUGCCAUCGUGGCCGUCGCCAGCGCCGUCGCCAUCCACCCCUCUCCGUUGGGAGCUUACCAUGCUCCGCUCGGAGCCUAUCACGCUCCUCUGGGAGCCUACCACGCUCCUCUGGGAGCCUACCACGCUCCUCUGGGAGCCUACCAUGCUCCUCUGGGAGCUUACCCUGCUGUGGCCAAGGUCGCUGCCCCUCUGGCCGUUGCUAAGGUUGCUGCUCCGUACGCUGAUUACGAUGCCAACCCUCAGUACAGCUACAGCUAUGCCGUUGCCGAUGCCGUGACUGGAGACAACAAGAACCAGCAGGAGUCCCGCUCCGGAGAUGUUGUGACUGGAUCCUACUCGCUGGUCGAGCCCGAUGGCACCCGUCGUACUGUUGAGUACAACGCUGACCCCAUCAACGGAUUCAACGCCGUCGUCCACCGUGAGCCGCUGGCCGUCAAGGCUGUUGCCCCAAUUGCCAAGUACGCUGCUCCGCUGGCCUACCCCGCCAUCGCUAAGGUUGCUGCCCCGUACGCUCCCUACGGAUACCCAGCCUACGGAAAGGCCAUCCUUGGUUAAGCCCUGUACACCAUCCCUAGGACAUAAUCGCGGAACUGUUCUUAAGUC
Messenger RNA from Anopheles coluzzii, 708 nucleotides. Its product is annotated as larval cuticle protein A2B-like. The transcript is spliced from 3 exons. Lineage: Eukaryota; Metazoa; Arthropoda; Insecta; Diptera; Culicidae. The record is from RefSeq and is a predicted model, not a curated record. Gene Ontology annotation, cellular component: extracellular matrix. The coding region runs from base 79 to 660 and encodes 193 amino acids.